Messenger RNA from Zymoseptoria tritici IPO323, 744 nucleotides. RefSeq lists its product as uncharacterized. The transcript has 4 exons. The record is from RefSeq and is a predicted model, not a curated record. The coding region runs from base 1 to 744 and encodes 247 amino acids. Lineage: Eukaryota; Fungi; Ascomycota; Dothideomycetes; Mycosphaerellales; Mycosphaerellaceae.
AUGUUCGAGCAGGAAGUUGUAGGGAAGCACGAAUACUCAGCCCGAGUCGCCACUUCGCGGCAAGGCAUACCACAUGUCACAAGCAGCUCAAACUUGGUCGAUCAAUCUGAACCGAAGACCAUGCUUGCCGGACAGUCUCUUCACCACCCACCUACGGGCACCUCGGCCUUUCGCCUUUACACAUGCCCACCCAUCUUCACACAUAGCACACUGGUGCUUAGUAUAGUGUGCUGGAUACUAGGUACUUACAUGCCUGGAGCUGAUGCUGAUCUGUACUAUACAUCUGUCAUAAUCGACCGCGCUGGCGAUGGUACGGCACUACCAAAGGUAGCUGCGAUACGGACGACAGCGAUGGCCACGCCCCACGAAGUGGAACUCGGUCACGACAUACCAGACUCAGCCAACGUCCACGCAUCACAACCUUCAGCCCUUCGCUACAAAGACCAAGUCAUCGCCGUCCCGCCCGUCUUCCCACACAAUGACUUCCUAGAGUACCAACGCGAGUUGACCGUAUCCGAAAUGCGACCUCCGAACCUUAGUAUGUCCGACGGCGAGCAAGAGGAGAACAUCGAAGACUUCGCGCUCCACGAUAUAAACUGCUUUAACGCCCCGGCUCGCGCUGGCCGCCGCGAGAAAAUCUCCGUUCAGUCUCUCCUAGAGUUGCCGCCAGAAAGCUCGGCGGACAGAGACGCAUACCAGGAAGAAGGCGAGGAAGAUUCGGAGGAUGAUGUACGAGAUGGGUAA